Molecule: messenger RNA, 2047 nt
Organism: Esox lucius (northern pike)
Lineage: Eukaryota; Metazoa; Chordata; Actinopteri; Esociformes; Esocidae
Gene: irf7
Product: interferon regulatory factor 7
Exons: 10
Coding region: 108-1454 (448 amino acids)
Biological process (GO): regulation of transcription by RNA polymerase II; immune system process
Cellular component (GO): nucleus
Molecular function (GO): protein binding; RNA polymerase II cis-regulatory region sequence-specific DNA binding; DNA-binding transcription factor activity, RNA polymerase II-specific
Source: RefSeq, a predicted model, not a curated record
UCGUCUCUUAGGGGAAGUCCUUCUAUUUGACAAUAGCAUAUAAAACCUAGCAGCCUACCAAGAUAACAGCAUAGUAGUACACUUGCACUGCCAACUCGUCGUUAAAGAUGCAAAGUGGCAACCCUAGACCUCAGUUUGCUGACUGGCUGAUAGCACAGGUGCACACCCAGCAAUACACCGGGUUAUGCUUCGUGGGUGAAAACAUGUUUAGAGUCCCGUGGAAACACAAUUCUAGGAAGGACUGCAGCGAGGAUGACAGUAGAAUAUUCAGGGAAUGGGCAGUGGUUAGUGGUAAAAUCCAUGAAAAUCCCAAUGACAAGGCAAAGUGGAAGACCAACUUCCGCUGUGCGCUGAACAACCUGAAUAAACGCUUCAAGAUGAUUCAUGAUCACUCCAAGGACUCUGAUGACCCACAUAAAGUCUACCAGAUCAUCAACAAUCAGUAUGACUAUGAGAGACAAAAAAAUGAGCAAGUCACCAUAGAGGACGAUGGGGUUGACAUCUACUGCUCUCUCACCCCUACAGAUUUCCACCUUCCAGACAUGGAGCUCGAUCAGCUCAAUUUGAGUAACCUGAAACUGGACCCCUUUGAUCUGAACAACCAUCACACAGAGGAUUAUAUAAAUCCACCCAACCCAGUGGUACUCAAUGACUGCUACCCCAUCCAGCCUCUUCCAAAGCCAGUCUCCAACCAGCCUCUUCCAGAGCCAAAGCCAGGUCCCAAGAACAACUCAACAGCACAUGAAACAUACUAUCACGUGAACCAGGAUGUCCUGCUGAAUCAGCCUGCCACCCCAGAAUGGUUCUGUGGCCUGGAGAUAACAAUCUCCUACAGAAAGGUGGAGAUGUUGAAGACUCAGGUGUCCUGUCCCAGGGUUCAGCUCCACUACCAGUGUGAUUCCUUUGAGCCCAACGCCCAGACCGUUUGCUUCCCCAACACUGACAGGCUACUGGACCACAAACAGAUUGAAUACACCAAACGCAUCCUGGGGAGUGUUAAAAGGGGUCUUCUGCUAGAGGUACAAAGCACAGGCAUCUUUGGUUACAGGCAGGACAAAUGCCAUGUGUUUGCAAGUACUUGUGACCCCAGAGAGGUGCAUCCUGAACCCAGGAAGAUGCCACAAAAUGAAAUGGUACAACUGUUGAGCUUCCAAAAGUUUGAGAAUGAGCUGAUGGCGUUUAAGGAAAACAAGCGGGGCUCACCUGACUACACCAUCCAUAUGUGUUUUGGAGAGAAAUUCCCAGAUGGGAAACCCCUGGAGAAAAAACUAAUCUGUGUCAAGGUGGUCCCCCUGAUUUGUCGUCACUUCCAUGAGGUGGCACAGGGGGAGGGAGCAUCGUCCCUCCAUAACGAUAAUAUCAGCCUGCAGAUCUCAAACCACAACAGCCUGAUGGAGCUCAUCGCAGCCACCUGGCCUGAUGGCCCACAGUGCACAAUGGAGCAAUACUUGUAGACCACCAGCAAGCGGUACACCGUCACUAACCCUCCCUGUCUAGGGCUGGUACAACAUUCCAGACCCUCCCUGUCUAGGGCUGGUACAACAUCCCUUAUCCAAUAGCCUCUGUCUGUGUUACUUUACUCCGCCAGGACUGCCGUCUGAGGCUGCAUUUAGACAUUCUGAUAUUUUUCCACUUGUCUUUUGACCAAUCCGAACAAUUCCUAGACUGGUUUACUAUCAACAUUUCUGAUCAGUGAAAGAAUCUGGAUUGGGCUGCCGGUCAUACUUCUUCCAUUAGGAUAGUGUAUUUGUCUUUUAAGCAAACAGACUAUUAAACUGUUUGUGGGAUAAUUAUUUUGGUUAAAAAUCAAAUCACUAUCUUUGCCUGUCUGUAAUGAGUGUUCAUGUCUCAUUUAGUGAUAUUUUCUCUUCUACUGAAGAAUUCUCUUUCUGUCCCUAUGGGUCACAUUGUAAACCUGACUAGGUUACAAAAUUCUUCAGUCUGUUUUCUGUCUUACAUUUGUCGUAAAUGUUUUAUUUUAUUGUAACUAAUCUGUCAUUGAAAAGCACUUUAAAAUAAGACAAAUAAACACUGCUUGUUUGGUCAA